AUGUGGAGAAAAGCGUGGGGUAUGGAUGAUUAUCUCAUGUUCGUUGGAACCAUUCUAUUCUCAGUCACAGCCGCUCUUUGCAUCGUCUGUUGUUACUAUGGCUCCGGUCAGUUUUCGCGAGACCUUCCAACUGCAACAAUAUCCAAAGGAACAAAACUCUUUUAUAUCGCGGAGUACUUCUAUGCUGUCAGCGCCAUGUUCGUCAAGAUUAGUGUUGCCGUAGCGCUUCUGCGUAUCGCUGCCAAUCGUCGAUUCUUCACAUGGGGUCUAUGGGCGCUAAUUGGUGCUACUAUCGUUGCAGCCCUUGUAUUCUGUAUAGGUAUCGCAAACAUCUGUCAUCCCAUCAACACUCUUUGGGGUGAAUCGAACGGCACCUGCAAUCUGCAGCUCAAUACGAACGUCAGUCUAUUCUAUUCAGCCAUCGAGAUUGCAGCAGACUUCAGUCUCUCCAUCAUGCCAGCUAUCUUGCUUUGGAAUGUUCAGAUGAAGGGGGCUGUCAAAGCUUCAGUGGCUGUAAUGCUAGCGCUCGCUUCUUUUGCGUCGUGCGCCACCAUCGUCCGCCUCAAGUACCUCACACUUUACAGUGAUCCUGGCGAGUUUAUGUACAGUACAGGCAAAAUCGGCUUCUGGUCCCUGACCGAAGUAGGCAUCGGCCUCAUCGCCGGUUCGUUACCUCCCCUUCGCCCUCUCCUCUCCCUUCGCAUCAGGGUGUCCGCGGGCUCCAAUACUCCUGCCGCAUCCAAUGGAAGAGCGUAUCAAUCCGGAACGAACAACAGGCAGCCCACCUCGCGCUCGCGUGGGAUAGCUAUGGACACUUUUCAGACCUUAGGCGACAACGAUGACGCCGAUCAGAGCGACGGAGAUUCGCAGAAGAACAUUAUCAAAGAGACUAAGUUUACAGUAACAUCAACCAUUGCUGGAGGUCAUGGAGAUCCAGGGUCAAUGGCUUGGGAUCGUAAGGAACGAAGCCAUGUCUGA
Alternaria atra is the source of this 978-nucleotide messenger RNA. RefSeq lists its product as uncharacterized. The record is from RefSeq and is a predicted model, not a curated record. Bases 1 to 978 code for a protein of 325 amino acids. The transcript has 5 exons. NCBI's taxonomy places the organism in Eukaryota, Fungi, Ascomycota, Dothideomycetes, Pleosporales, Pleosporaceae.